CGGGCCUAUCCAUUGACUGUCCAUAUUCGCUACUUUCAUCAAAGACGAUAUUGUUGAACUUCUCACACUACCUAUCCUGUAUAUAUACAAGCUCUUGCCAGCACUGGAAGAGAAGGAUCAUUGGGACGAUUAUUUCUCCCAGCGCGUGCCGUUUCCUUACCAGGACGCAUCCAGCUUCUCAUCGCCUGGUCAACGUCGUAGAUUGCAACUACACUACAGAGAUCCGGUCUCCAGCUUCCCAGAAACCCGACGGUGGCGCAACAGAACGGAAUUCAAGCGCAAAAGAACGAUCAAUUGAGGGUUGAGUGUGCGCAUACGUCAUAGGCGAUGUUUCCUCCGUCACAGGGCCUGCGGCUCGAUAUCGACGCGAUCAGUCAGAUUUUUGGAUCAAUCAGUAUUGCAUGUUGGAUAGUUGUCUUCUCGCCUCAGAUCAUCGAAAACUGGAGAAGAAGCUCAGCAGAAGGCCUUUCGGUCGUCUUCAUCAUAAUAUGGCUUCUUGGUGACUUCUUCAACAUCUUCGGCGCCGUCCUGCAGGGCGUGCUGCCGACGAUGACUAUCCUGGCCGUGUACUACACCCUAGCCGACAUUGUCCUCCUUCUUCAAUGCUUUUGGUACAAAGGUUUCACACUCCGUGAUGUCGUCAACAAACCUGGAGACGAAUCGAAUGAGAGCGGAUCGCCUGUGAGCGAAGACGAGCCGCUGCUCUCUGACAGACGCGUAACAAAUGGCACAUCAUAUGCCAGCGUCGUAGCCAAUGGUGCCUCCAACGGCAACGGUAUGCCCCCUCGGAUCUCGGACGCAGACAGGCGCCAUUCGAACCACUCACAGUCCUCCUUCCGUGAGCGGUUCCUUUCGAUCGACGGCACGCACCUCUCCCCUGCAACACCGCUCCACGGCGAUGCCAAUGGCGAGGUUCGCGCCGAGCCCCGUGCGCAGCCCCAGUCUACCAUACAGACCGUCCUUUUCAACCUUGGAACUAUCGUGCUUGUCAUGGCCGCGGGUGUCUUCGGCUGGUGGCUCAGCGCCACACAAGCCGCGGCUUCUGACGACACGCCCACCGAUACUCCUGACUCGAAGCCCGACUUCAAUCUCUGGGGCCAGAUUUUUGGAUACAUCUGCGCCGCCCUCUACCUCGGAUCGCGCAUUCCGCAACUGCUCCUCAACUACCGCCGCAAGUCUACUGACGGCAUCUCGAUGUUGUUCUUCCUGUUUGCUUGUCUUGGUAACCUGACGUACGUUCUGAGUAUCGUGGUGUACAAGCCGAGAUGUAAGCACCAUCACUGCAGAGACGGCGAGGCGAUGGCUGUCUAUAAACGGUACAUCGCUAUCAACUUCUCGUGGCUGUUGGGCAGCUUCGGUACACUGAUCUUGGACGCCUGUGUGUUUGUCCAGUAUUUCAUGUAUAGAGUGGAUGAAUAUGAAAGCGAGUCGGGGUCAGAGUAAGGGAGAUUGCUGGAGGCUGAGCUGCAUGUGAGAGGUGUAUGAUAUCCAAAAAGUUAGUGUUGAUAUGCAUGUAAAUACUGUAUUUGUCCUUGACCCAAAACUGAAAUUACGCAAACUCA
Molecule: messenger RNA, 1562 nt
Organism: Boeremia exigua
Lineage: Eukaryota; Fungi; Ascomycota; Dothideomycetes; Pleosporales; Didymellaceae
Product: PQ loop repeat-domain-containing protein
Exons: 2
Coding region: 328-1443 (371 amino acids)
Biological process (GO): basic amino acid transmembrane export from vacuole
Cellular component (GO): fungal-type vacuole membrane
Source: RefSeq, a predicted model, not a curated record